UCAUACAAUCAAUUUUGAGAACUUCUCUUCUUCAACUACUCUCAUAUCUUUCUCUGAGUGAUAUUGAAAAAAGAACAAUGGCAAAUUCUUUGAGCUUUCUCAUGCUUCUUUCUUUACUAGCAUUUGCUCCUUUUUGCCUCUGUCAUAAGAAAAUGGGGUCUUACCUUUAUCCACAAUUUUAUGACUAUUCAUGUCCACAAGCUCAGAAUAUUGUUAAGUCCAUCCUUGCCAAUGCUGUUGCAAAGGAACCCCGUAUAGCUGCUUCACUUUUGAGACUUCAUUUCCAUGACUGUUUUGUCAAGGGUUGUGAUGCUUCAAUAUUGUUAGAUAACAGUGGAAGCAUUAUUAGUGAGAAGGGUUCAAAUCCGAACCGUAAUUCAGCUAGAGGAUUCGAGGUCAUUGAUGAAAUUAAAUAUGCACUAGAGAAAGAAUGUCCUCAUACAGUUUCUUGUGCUGACAUUUUGGCUAUAGCUGCUAGAGAUUCAACUGUUCUUGCUGGUGGACCAAACUGGGAAGUGCCUCUAGGCAGAAGAGACUCACUAGGUGCAAGUUUAAGUGGUUCCAACAACAACAUUCCAGCCCCAAACAACACAUUCCAGACAAUCCUAACUAAAUUCAAACUUCAAGGACUUGACAUUGUUGAUCUUGUUGCUCUUUCUGGGAGUCACACUAUAGGAAAGUCAAGGUGCACAAGCUUUAGGCAAAGACUCUACAACCAAACUGGAAAUGGCAAGCAAGAUUUCACUCUUGAUCAAUACUAUGCUGCUGAAUUGCGCACUCAAUGUCCAAGAUCUGGUGGUGACCAAAAUCUGUUCUUCCUAGACUAUGUCACACCGACAAAAUUUGAUAACAAUUACUUCAAGAACCUAUUGGCUUACAAGGGACUAUUGAGCUCUGAUGAAAUUCUGUUGACAAAGAAUCAAGAAUCAGCUGAGUUGGUGAAAUUGUAUGCUGAGAGAAAUGAUCUUUUCUUUGAGCAAUUUGCUAAGUCUAUGAUCAAGAUGGGAAAUAUAUCUCCUUUGACAGGUUCAAGAGGAAACAUUAGAACAAAUUGCAGGGUGAUUAAUACUUGGUGAUCAAGCAAUAUAUCAUUGCUUUAUACAAAUCAUACAUGAAAAUUGCAUAUGAAUUAUAUUUUUAUGUUUACUUUUUUCCCUUGGUGAGUUGAUUAUCUUGAAUCCAUUGCUAGUGUGUCCACUUUGGGCAUUUUGGCUUUGGAUAGUAUUCUUGUGUGUCUCAUGAAAUUAUUGUACUUAAUUCCAUAUCUUUUAUAAAGAAGUGAUUGUUCUUCCUUAAUCCA
This is a messenger RNA of Medicago truncatula (barrel medic), 1300 nucleotides long. RefSeq names its product peroxidase 72. Lineage: Eukaryota; Viridiplantae; Streptophyta; Magnoliopsida; Fabales; Fabaceae. The record is from RefSeq and is a predicted model, not a curated record. Gene Ontology annotation, molecular function: heme binding; peroxidase activity. Bases 78 to 1076 code for a protein of 332 amino acids. The transcript has 4 exons. Gene Ontology annotation, biological process: response to oxidative stress; hydrogen peroxide catabolic process.